This is a messenger RNA of Salvelinus namaycush (lake trout), 1335 nucleotides long. Its product is annotated as complement decay-accelerating factor-like. The transcript is spliced from 12 exons. The coding region runs from base 113 to 1078 and encodes 321 amino acids. The record is from RefSeq and is a predicted model, not a curated record. Lineage: Eukaryota; Metazoa; Chordata; Actinopteri; Salmoniformes; Salmonidae.
GUUGAAGUCGUCGAUGGUCUGGGACUGAUUAGUAAGCUAUAGAUACUCAACAAGGAUAGAGAAAUUGUUAGGUCGAGACACUGACUUGUCUUCACAUAAAUUCGACUUUAAAAUGUUUUAUUCAAAUUCAUGGACCAAGUGCUUGAUAUGCCUUAUCUUUAUAACAAGUGGAGAUUCUGAAUGUCCCAAACCUCAAGUGGAGGCAAAUCAAAAUGUCUUUCUAACGAAUGAUGCGCUCCUAAAGAACGAUUUUCCGGAGGGCUCGGAAGUCACGUUUCAAUGUGCCAACGGCUACAUGAAAGAGCAAGGAUCUGAAAGCAUCACCUGCACGAGUGGAGAGUGGAGCACCCUGGAAUUAAUCUGCAAAAAAAAGGACUGCGGUGCACCCAAGGAGAUGCCACAUUUGACAUAUGAGUUUGAUAAGGGAGGGACGCUUUUUGGUGCUUCAGCAAGAGCAAUUUGUGAUAAAGGCUAUCAAGUUCAGGGAUCAAGUUACAGGCAGUGUUAUGCCACAGGUUGGAGUGGAAGAUCAAGAUGUGAAGUGGUAACUUGUGAAGAACCUAUUGAUAUAAUGAAUGGCAUGAUCUCAGAGAAGCCUGACAAACAGUUUCCAGAGUAUGGGGAUGUCAUACAGUAUUCCUGUCAUGAAGGUUACACCCUCAUUGGAAACAAAUCCAUUGAGUGCGAUGAAGAUGGUGAAUAUAACUCAUUCUGUCCUGAAUGCAAAGAUGUCAAUGACAUUCCUUUGAAACCAACAACCAUAUCAGCAUCAAUAACAUCGACUGUUCCACCCACAAUACAAGUUUCAGGGACGCAUCAUAGCAUUGGUGAACAUGACACCAACACAGCUACAAAUGUCAAUGACAUUCCUUUGAAACCAAUAACAACAUCGACUGUUCCACCAACAAUACAAGAUUUUUCCAGCUCACAUGCAGCAGUCGUGGGAAGUGUGAUCGGCUUCGUCAUAGUUACACUUAUUGUGCUGUUCGUAUAUCGUUUUCAGAAGAUGAAAGGCUCCUACCAGACAGGAGAAGACUCAAGAAGAAAAGAGGAGUUAUUACAAUUUCAAAAUGACUAAGUUGAAUGCCUACCCAAGGGCUAGGACUGCUCCUGUCUGCAUCUGUGUCCUUGAAAAGAAGUGCCCAGCAAUUGUCUCAGACCAUUCCCUGGUUGAACAAAGCCACUUAAUUUACAGUGCCUUUACGUAUGUGACAUUACUGAAUGAAAGUUAUAAUUGUACUUUUGUUAUGAAGAUGUAAAUAUUUUUUGAAUGUAAAUGUUUUAACCCAAUGUUUGAAGACUAAUAUUUAAAUAUUUUAUGUAUUUGUAUUCAAA